ACCUUCCUCUCCUCGAAAAAUCCGAAUUUUUUGAAAAGAAAACGAAGGCAAUAAAGAGAGAGAUCGAGGAAGGUUCAGUCGUCUUUGGUUUCUUGGCAGUUUUCCCAUUUUGUUUUUUGUUGUUUUUCUCCACCACUAUUCUGGGUCCCUGCUCUCUCUUCUGACCCUUUCUCAUAAUAGUUUUUCUUUCCGUCCAAACACAAUCCACCACUUUGCUUUCUCUUCUUCUUCUUCGCUCGUCUAGCUCACCGCUCUUGGAUAUCAUGUCUUUCAGAUGGCUCAACCGGCCAAACGCUUCGUGGGGCAUGGGUGUUGGUGAUCAAACCAAAAACACAUUUUUCGAAUUGAAGUGGAAGAAGGUUCACCGAUAUGUGAUUUUUAAGGUUGAUGAGAAUAAAAAGGAGGUUGUGGUUGAGAAGACAGGUGAUCCAGCUGAGAAUUAUGAUGAUUUCACUGCAGCUUUACCUGAGAAUGAUUGCCGAUAUGCUGUUUACGACUAUGAUUUCGUGACUUCUGAUAACUGUCAAAAGAGCAAGAUAUUCUUCAUCGCAUGGUCUCCUUCAUCCUCACGAAUCCGUGCCAAGAUGCUCUAUGCCACAUCUAGAGACAGGUUCAGACGGGAGCUGGAUGGUGUCCAUUAUGAGAUUCAGGCUACUGACCCCAUGGAGAUGGAUCUUGAAGUGCUUAGAGACCGUGCACACUGAAUGGUCUCUGCUGUUUAGAGUUUUCUUCCUUGGAGAGGAGAUCUGCUAUGGUUUUUAAAUUUAUGAAAUAGUUAUCAGGCACAGUAUAGCAUUGCACUAUCCGUGAAUAAAUUGACAUCUGUGAGGCACAUUAGUUUUAGGCUAAUAUUAUCUGAUAACAGAGAUGAUGGAGAAAGUCACUUUCCUUCUUGUUUGCCUAUCCUCAGGUGAAAAGAUGAGUUUGUAAAGUGGUUUUUGGAAACUCUUGAUGUAAGUAAUCUUAUGAAAGUUGGUAUACAAAGGAUGUACCUGUAAAAGGAUAUGUAGAAACUCCAUGUAUAUUGGCAUGUAAAACAUGUCUGAAGAUGUAUGGGAAACGGCAAAAAUUGCUCUUA
Molecule: messenger RNA, 1078 nt
Organism: Carya illinoinensis
Lineage: Eukaryota; Viridiplantae; Streptophyta; Magnoliopsida; Fagales; Juglandaceae
Product: actin-depolymerizing factor-like
Exons: 3
Coding region: 264-704 (146 amino acids)
Biological process (GO): actin filament depolymerization
Cellular component (GO): actin cytoskeleton; cytoplasm
Molecular function (GO): actin filament binding
Source: RefSeq, a predicted model, not a curated record